AUGGACGUUUGCAGUCUAUUUAUGGUCAUCCCCCAUAUUGAUGGCAUUAUGGCCAAGCGCCAAGUCUUAUGCAAUUCUCCAAUAUACCGUGGUCCACCGUUCGAGUUUGUGUUGGAACUUUUGUCCUUGAUCCUCCACAAUAACCAUUUCAGAUUUGAGGAACAAUGGUACCUUCAGGUGGCAGGGACAUAUAUGGGAUCUUCGGUAGCCCCAAUGUAUGCGAAUGCAUACAUGUAUGUAUAUGAGAUACAACACAUACUGUCGCCAUAUGAAGACCACAUUACAGGAUACUAUCAUUACGACCUCUUAAUAAUCUGGAAGGGUACGCAGGUGGAGGCACAACAAAUGAUGGAGACAUUGAACCAUCUCCCCUCGCCGAUCAGGUUCACGGCAAAUAUAAGUACUGACAAAGUCCAAUACCUUGACCUGGAAUUAUCAUGUGGGCCCAAUGGGAUUGAACAUACUUUAUUUUCUAAGCCCACCGAUCAUACCACCCUACUGCAUGCGCAUAGUGCCCAUCCUACUGCAUUAAAGAAAUCCAUUCCCAAGGCACAAUUUCAGAGGGUAAUCCGGAACAAUUCCAAUCAAGCUAAGGCAGAAUUACAAUUGGAAACUAUGACCCAAAAAUUUGUAAAUAGAGGUUAUGAAAGCCUGGUGUUGAAAGUUGCACUCAUCAAGGCUAAAACAGCCCCGAUUCAGGGUAAAGCUGAACCUAUACAAUGGAUGGUGUUUCCGAUGACAUUCCACAAUUCUUCACAACAAGUAUCGACUGUGAUCAAAGAUAAUUGGAAGAUGGUCGCUACUGACUGUUCACUGCCCAAGAUUUUCAAGGAACUUCCCAUGAUUUGGUAUAGGCGGAACAGGAAUCUCCGCGACAUAUUGGUACAUAUAGAUCUGGUCGACAGCUACUCCAAGACAACCACGAGCAAUAUAUGA
Messenger RNA from Pelobates cultripes (western spadefoot toad), 936 nucleotides. The record is from the annotation of a GenBank genome assembly. NCBI's taxonomy places the organism in Eukaryota, Metazoa, Chordata, Amphibia, Anura, Pelobatidae.